GCGACCGUCUUCUCUUUAGCUGGGAGCGCAUCUGUGGUGCUUCAGACGACCUUUCUUCAUCUCUUUACCAAAGAUACGUCUAAAUGCAUUUAGGACCAGAAUCUGUAGCUGCCAGCAUCUUUUUCAAAGAGAUUGAGCUACAUUCAAAAGGCAAACCGUUAUGUAAUUUGUAAAGAUUAAAUAGGGACCCAUCCAGGAGGAGACGUGCCUGUGUGAAGCACAGCUCCGUCACCAAUUCAAGUAAACUCUUCAGCAACAGGCCACGUUGGACCCAGCAACUUCACAGGCUUAAAAUGCCAUUUUUUGGCUGGAUGAAAUGGCCAAAAUAUGAUUCCUACAAAUCCACACACUACCCUGACUCAGACGUAGUGACAAAGACUCUGCUUCGGGAAUUAAAGUGGCAUCUGAAGGAACGAGAGAGACUGAUUCAAGAGAUCGAAAAUGAGGAAAAAGUGAAAAAAACAGGUGUGGAUUACAACUGGCUGAGAAGCUACCAGAGUCCCCAUGCAGCCAUUCCAGCUACUGAACAAAGACAGCUCGAAGUUCUCUGCUCACAGGUUCAACCUUGUCAAACGGGAACUGUUCUCAGCAGAUUUCGAGAAGUCCUGGCAGAAAACGAUGUCCUGCCGUGGGAAAUCGUCUACAUCUUCAAGCAGGUUCUGCGAGACUUCCUGAGCAGUGCGGACAGGGCCAGCCCGCAGGAGGGCCCCGAGGGGGGCCCGAGCACAGCGCGCCCCGGGCUCUCCGGCACCCCAGGGGGCGGCCCCGAGGGGCCAGACAAGGACGAAAUCCCCACCAUCUCAAGUUACGUAGACAGAAACACAAAGAAUAGGUUCCCAACACUCUCACAUCGAAUAUGGAACCUACCGUAUUACUACCCAUCAAGUUAAGUUACCUAUAACCAGAGAGAAGAGUUUUUUUGUGACCAUCUUAGCAUCAGAACUCUUAACAUUAAGAGAAAGUGAUGUGACUUAGUGUUACUGUUUGUUGCAAGAUCAGAAGCUAAAAUUUAUGUGAUGUAGCCAGUAUUUGAAAUAGCAUCCCUUUUUUAGCCACUUUUAAAAUGCAAUGUUUUCACUGAAUAGUACGCUUUUAACUAAAAUGUUUCCUAAAUAUUUUGAAAAAAACGUUUGAAGUAUUUUCUUAUACCUCAAACACAACUCAUAGGAACUAAGACUUAUUUUGAAAUUUGAAAUAUGAAAUUUAUAUGAAAGUAUGAAGUAUGAAAUUUGACAAAUUAACUUUGACGUUAACUUUGACUUUUAUUCUAAAAGGAAGCUAUGUAUUGAAUAAAAUAAAUGAUUACUGUGAAUCUUA
Messenger RNA from Cervus elaphus (red deer), 1317 nucleotides. RefSeq names its product RD3 like (gene RD3L). Bases 294 to 890 code for a protein of 198 amino acids. NCBI's taxonomy places the organism in Eukaryota, Metazoa, Chordata, Mammalia, Artiodactyla, Cervidae. The transcript is spliced from 4 exons. The record is from RefSeq and is a predicted model, not a curated record.